Messenger RNA from Helobdella robusta, 4204 nucleotides. RefSeq lists its product as hypothetical. Lineage: Eukaryota; Metazoa; Annelida; Clitellata; Rhynchobdellida; Glossiphoniidae. The transcript is spliced from 8 exons. The record is from RefSeq and is a predicted model, not a curated record. The coding region runs from base 45 to 3992 and encodes 1315 amino acids.
CUCAAAUCCAUCACCACCAACAACAACAACAGCUGCCACCGCAAAUGCAACAGCUGCCACAACAAAUGCAACAGCUGCCACAAUUACCAUCAUCGCAGCAGCAACAGCAGCAAGAGAAAGAAGCAGUAUCAUCAUCUUUAGCAUCGAGUGAAGUUGCGAUGCUUACGAGCCAUGAUGAUGAUGAUGAGACAGUUUGGACAGGAACCAUAUUUGCCAACGAGAUAACUUCAGUCAAAGUUGAUACAAUGCUGGUGUCUGGAUCGCUAUCAUCGUCGUCUCCAUCAAACUCAUCAUCACUGAACAAGUCAAAGUCAUUACUUAUAGAGGACUUGCCUGAGAUCAUCAACAUGACAGGCAGACUGCAUCCAGAGAACAUUUCCACGUUCAUUGGACAGUUGAAAAAUUCUGGAAAGAUGUUUAAGGAUGUCGUAGUUGUCUACUUUCUGCCUGUCAAUCAACCGGAAGAGAACUUUUACAACUCGUUGUUCAACUACCUCAGCAAUCGAAACAGGUGUGGAGUUGUGACGUUUGCAGGCAAAGGAGGUGUCGGAAGGGUGAAGGACUUCUACAUUCUUCCACUUUCCGCCAACAGCAUGCCUCCUUCAGUUUUUCUACCAUUCGAUGGUCCAGGAUUGCCAGUAAAUAGAGGGAACCUCCUACUCGGUAUUAUCAUUAAACACUCUGUCAAAACUCCGAUUUCAUCGUCAUCCUCUGCAACCAAACUGCAGAAAAAUGCACUGGCUCCGUCAACAGACGCUAAUACGGCUCUUGUAAAGGAAGCUGUUCAAAAUUCAGAAAACAAAGUAAACAAUGAAAUAGGAAAUAACAAUAAUGACGAUGAUGAAGAAGAUGAUGACGAUGAUGAGGAGGAUGAAGAGGAAGACGAUGACGAUGAGGAAGAUGAUGAAGAUGAUCUAGCAGAAGAGCAUCAUGUUAUUUACAAUCCACUGAAUAGCCGAAAAUCUGUAGCUGCGGAAUCGACGACGACAUCAACAGCUACUGUCGCAACAUGUGUAGAACCGGCCAAAACUUCACUGAUGCCAACAUUGACAACAUCUGCACCUGCAGCUUCAAGCGACUUGUUCAAUAGCGAUUUAACUGCAUCAGUGUUGAACGCAUUAUCAGCGGCCUCCAGUGGCAAUGUUACCAGUUUGGAAGAGCAAAAGUUGCUACUACUUGAACUGACAAAAAAGAUAAAUGAACAAAAAGCAGUGCUGCUGAAACAAGAGCAACAGUUAUUGAAAAAAAGCGUGGUUGACUCCUAUGUGACUGGUGAUAAUAGCGAAACUAAUAAAGAUGAGUAUAUUCCACAAAGCAAAGUCUUGUCUACAUCGUCAAAAUUAGCAGCGUCCACAUCGUCAACAACAACAAAUGAUGUUCUGUACACAAUUACCUCACCGGUUACUGAUUUCACUAGUACUGUAAAGUCAGUUUACAUACCUUCAUUUAAUGUGAAUGAAACAUUUUACAAGAAGAACUUGCUUCCCAUCAGCCCUCCCUCCAACUUACCAGCUGAGUCUAGGCUGAGCCAUAUUACUGGAUUGAACAAGGAAAAGGAAGCAUUAACAAGUGUUACUUCUACAUCUGUUGAUAAUUUAAUAAAUUUUGUUACAAAUAAAAAUAUAUCACCUGGUGUUGUCAAGUCAACAGGUGAUACGGUUUCAUCCGUAAGUUCAACGUCUGUUACAAUUGGAAGUUCAGUAACUACAGCAACAGUUCAGUUUGAAUCGCCUUCAACUUUUUCUAGUAUUCAAAGUAAUUUGUUUGCGAAUCUACCGCUUUCAAUUAAUCAACUGUUGACUGCUGAGACGUUUAAAAAUCUUAAAGAUAUUGUUGCAAAUGUUUCUCUAAACAAGAUCAGUUCUGCAUCAACUUGCACGGCGUCAUCUACACCAGCAGCCUCAGUAGCAACAUCAGCUAUUACAACAGUAGAAACAAUAAACAUUAACAAUAACGGCGAUAAUGAUAGAAAUAAUAAUGAAGCAAACAAUCAAGAAAAAUUUUCAACUGACUUUCCCCGUGACAUAGACUACAGAAAUAUUAUUCCCAAGCUGCCUGACUUACCUUCUUCUAUGGUGCCGUUUCCUCCUCCCAUGCAUAUGAAGCCACCGGUUCCUGCAUUCAUGAACGUACCAAGACCUCCUCCACCUCCAUUCCUCAUGAACAGAUUCUCCAUGCCUCAAAGAAUGCCACUAAGAAUGCAACAACAGUUGGGUCUACAACAAACUUUUACACAGGGGCCAGAUUUUGGGCCACAAGUGCAGCCUCAACAGAGCCAACCGUUGGCACAAUUUCAACGUCCGCAGAUGAGCGUCAAUCAACCUCCAAAGAAAGGUGCUUUGUUGGCAACUCCAAUAUUCACCACUGAAUCCGAUAAUACUGCAUCCAUAAAUGAUACAAAUGUUAACUCAAACUGUAAAGAUUACAAUACAAAGAACUCCUCGACUGCAAAAGGUCAAUCAGAAGAAAAAUCUAAAUCUCCGGAAAAGGUCUGGAAACCUUUGCUGCCCAGGCAAAAUAUAUCUAAAGAUUUAAAAAAAAAAUCACGAAGUAGAUCAAAAGAUAGAUCAAGAAAAACGAGUCCAAGCAGAGACAGAGAUAGAAGAGAAAGGCGAAAAACUAGGAGUAGAUCUCGAAAUAGAGAAACAAGAAAUAAAAGAGAAAGCAGUUCAGAAAGAACUGCUGAUAAUAAAAGAAAAAAUAUUAGACCAAAUUCAAGAGACAGAAGUUCAAAAAAAGAUUUGGGACAUGAAAUUGAUGAAAAAGUUGUUAAAAAGGAAUCCGAGACUGAUGACAAAAAAAAGAAACAAAAUGAAAAAGCGGAUGAUGAUGUAGAAUUUGUAAAAGAAGAAAGAACACAGGUCAAUUCUGUCAUAGAAAUUGAUGAAGAAGAAGAAGGAGAACUGAAUGAAAAAGAGAGUGAUUCCAAUAAACUAAUAACAAAGAAGUCAAAUUCCACAACUUCAACUUCCACAACCAACCAAGGAACAAAAACUCAACAGUCUAAUAAAUCAAACGAAAGUGAAUCGUCAACGAACGAUAAACAGUCAACUGAAAUUCCUUCCCUUUUGGAUAUGUUAGAUCCUAACAUAAUUCCGUCAAGAUUUAAAAGCAAACCUGCCAAGUCUGAAACAGGGAAAAAAGGUUUAUUAGGUGACUUUCCCACUGUGCAGCCUCUUAUAAAGCCUCCAGAAGACAAGAAAGAUGAUAAUCUCCUUGAUUCAAUUACAAAAAACUUAGCUAUAUUGAGGAAGGAGUCAGAACAAACAAGCGAUCAGCUAAAUGUUCAAAAUAUUCAGCAAUCAUCGCCAGACUUUGGCUCAUUCGACCAGGUGAAUAACAGAUUUUCAGGACCCGGUGGUCCAUCCACUCAGCAAUUUCAAAUAAAUCCCAAUUUUAGGUUCCAAAGACCUGAUAUGAUGUUUGAAGGAAGACCUCCAUUCCCACCUUUUCAACCGAGAGGAAAUUUCAGACCUGAUUUCAAUAUUCAAAGAUUCGACAGACCUAUGUUUGAUAGAUUCAGACCAGAUCAGCCAUUUUCAAAAAAUGAUUUCCAGCAGCCUGGUGGCGAGGGAGCAAUGGGUAAAAGCAACUCUCUUUUGCCAACCCCUCCUAAGUCACUUGAAGCAGCGAACGAAUCAAGAAAUUUAACCGAAGCAAAGCAGGAUAAGAAUGUAGAUGACAAAAUUAAUGAUGGAGGACUAAACACAAAGCCGAGAGAUGAAUGCCAAGGCAAAACACCUGUAAGUUCUGCGAAUUUAUCGGUACCAUCUAUGACUAUGCCCCUUCCGUUUCUCCCGAGAAUAAACAGCGAUAAUAAUAACAACAACAAUAAUAAUAACAAUAAUAAUAAUAAUAUGCCUUCGCAAAUGAUGAUGAUGAUGAGAAUGCAGUCUUUCCUUCAAAGACCUAUGUUUGCUUCCGGCAACAAUUACAGACUGCCCUCACGCCCACCUUUUAUGCCACAUCAAAACCACUUUCAUUCCCGUUAAAUCAAUUAAAUAGCAUAAUUUUGUUUGUUCUUCUUUGACUGAGGUUCAUAAAAUAUUUAUGUAUAUUUUUUUCUGUAUAUAUGACUGAUAUAUGUCUAGACAGGCUCAAGAAAUAAAAUGAAUGGAAUAGAACAUUUUGAUGGAAAAUGAAAAAAAUAUUUGAAAUGUAUUUUUAUGUAUUUAUAAACUUGUAUUUUUGUUUUACAAUAAAA